AAGCAUGCCCGGCGAGUUGGAAAAGCGCAGAAUCUGCGAGACAAGAAAGCAAUAGGAAGGGAGAAACAGGGAGAGAGGUUGCGUCCCAGCCCCACCUGCCAUCGCCUCUUCUUCCGCUCCCUCGGCGGCUUUCCAAGAUUCAGAUUCAGAUUGGGGGCCUUUUGCUGCUGCGCGGCAAUUCUCGUCGCUCCAGUCCCCACUUCACUGUUCCUGAGCGGGAGGCACCGGCCGGACUCGCGAUGGGGCAGGACGGCCAGCAGAUCCGCCGCGACAAGCUCAUCAUCGACACGGAUCCCGGCAUCGAUGAUAGCAUGACGAUCCUAAUGGCGUUCAGAGCACCUAGUGUGGAAAUCAUUGGGCUCACGACCAUAUUCGGCAACGUCGACACAAAGGGCGCAACACGUAACGCGCUAUUGCUGUGUGAGAGAGCAGGAUGCCCUGAAGUUCCAGUAGCAGAGGGCAGCCAUGAGCCCCUAAAGGGAGGAAAGCCCCGUGUUGCUGAUUUCGUUCAUGGGUCAGAUGGCAUUGGGAAUCUGUUUCUUCCUGCACCCUCUGCUAAGAAGGUUGAGGAAAGUGCUGCUGAUUUCCUGAUUAAUAAGGUCUCUGAGUUUCCAGGAGAGGUCUCUGUGCUUGCGUUGGGACCCCUGACAAAUGUAGCAUUGGCCAUCAAAAGAGACCCUUCCUUUGCAAGCAAGGUUAAGAAAAUAGUUGUACUGGGUGGAGCUUUCUUUGCGGCUGGAAAUGUCAACCCUGCUGCUGAAGCAAAUAUCCAUGGAGACCCAGAAGCAGCUGACAUAGUUUUUACUUCAGGAGCAGAUAUCGUUGUGGUUGGCAUUAACAUAACAACACAAGUCUGCCUGACAGAUGAGGAUCUCUUGGAGCUAAGAAACUCGAAAGGGAAGCAUGCAGCGUUCUUAUAUGAGAUGUGCAAGUUCUACAGAGAUUGGCAUGCCAAGUCUGAUGGUUUUCAUGGAAUUUUCCUUCAUGAUCCUGUGAGCUUCACUGCCGUACUUCAUCCAGAGUACUUCACAUUCAAGAAGGGUGUGGUGAGAGUAGAGACCCAGGGCAUUUGCACUGGCCACACUUUGAUGGAUCAGGGAUUGAAAAAGUGGAAUUCAGAGAACCCAUGGUCAGGGUAUAAACCGAUUUCAGUUGCAUGGACGGUUGAUGUGCCAAAGGUCAUCAGCUUUAUAAAGAAGCUGCUCAUGGCACCAUGAGCAAAGUACAACCAUUUAACGACGUGUCGACAUCAGCGCUCUCUGAUGUCCAAGAAAAUUUGACGAGUACAGAUGCUCUUUCUCAGUUGCACUGUAAUUAGUUCCUGGACCUAGGAUGAUUCCUAUUCCUCCAAUAGUAAGAGGAACCUUUCAUUGUGAAAGGUCAUGCAGCAGUCUCGAAUACCAUGAAGCAAAUUCUGGCAUACGACAUCAUGUCUCACACAUUUGUAUCAAUACAUUUCGAAUCAAUAAAGUUUCCCUCACUCUUUACUGUGCACUUUUCUCAAAGAUCACAAUCUUGUUGUAAUGUGCCUCUCAUGUAAAGCAAAGUACCAAUAAGGCAUAUGAUAGUUUUGAU
Molecule: messenger RNA, 1575 nt
Organism: Zea mays
Lineage: Eukaryota; Viridiplantae; Streptophyta; Magnoliopsida; Poales; Poaceae
Exons: 9
Coding region: 240-1217 (325 amino acids)
Biological process (GO): purine nucleoside catabolic process
Cellular component (GO): cytosol
Molecular function (GO): purine nucleosidase activity
Source: RefSeq, marked validated